AUGGCUGAGGAGGAUCUCCGGGGUUCGAGCACCCCUUUCUCGCUCUCUUUCUCGGGCAGUGGCUUUCUCGCCCUGUACCAGGUCGGGGUGGUGCAGUCCCUCCUGGAGCUGUCUCCCGAAGUGCUCAAGUCAGCGUGCAAGGUCUACGGGUCAUCUGCCGGCUCGCUCAUCGCCGCUGCCGUGGUGUGCCGCAUCAGCCUCGAUGACUUAAAGGAAAUUUUCUUUGCCAUGAUAAACGAAGUGAGGAAAACCAUCUUGGGCCCCCUCUCUCCCAAGUGCAGCUUGCUGGCGAAAAUCAAGACUCUUCUGCAGCGGGUACUACCAGAAGACUCCUACCAGAUGGCUUCAGGGCGGCUGCACAUCUCGCUCACGCGGGUGGUAGAUGGCCAAAACGUCAUCGCCUCUGAGUUCAGCUCGAAGGAGGAGCUCAUCCAGGCUCUGCUCUGCAGCUGCUUUCUUCCCAUCUACUGUGGAUUCAUCCCUCCGUCCUACCGAGGUGUG
Messenger RNA from Eurypyga helias (sunbittern), 501 nucleotides. Its product is annotated as patatin-like phospholipase domain-containing protein 1. The transcript has 3 exons. The record is from RefSeq and is a predicted model, not a curated record. Gene Ontology annotation, biological process: lipid homeostasis; triglyceride catabolic process. Gene Ontology annotation, molecular function: triacylglycerol lipase activity. The annotation marks the transcript as partial. Gene Ontology annotation, cellular component: lipid droplet; cytoplasm; membrane. Lineage: Eukaryota; Metazoa; Chordata; Aves; Eurypygiformes; Eurypygidae.